UUUUUCUCUCUAGAGGGCGGGGUAUCAGAGGUCACUGAGGUCUUUGGGUUGUGAAACUCUUGUGAGCACAGUCCAGCAGAGCAUGUGGUGAGAGCCUGCACAAGGCUAUCUAUUUCUUUGAUGAUGUCUCCUCCAUUCUCACCCUUCGCUGUGCUUCGACUCCCAGUGUGCUCGUUCUAAUGUUCCAGAACAAUGCAAUGCCAUUGUUAUACUGUUAAUGUUAGUACAUCUCAUUGGAGAGAAAAGAGUCAAAUGAAAAAGCAUGACGAGCAAUCACAGACAGUAAAGCCAAUUAUUAAGGAGAUUUAUUAAAUGUGCUUAUUUUCCAAAAACAUUUUACAAGUGGCCUUUUGUAAUUAACGCAGGAAACGUGAAUAAGAGAAUAUUGGGGGAAAAAACUUUACUCUUAGACUUGUACAUUUAAAUUAAAUACUGGAUAAAUUAAAUCAGUCAAUGUAUGUGUUCAGCCCUUUAUGUAGUAGCAGACAAGGUGCAGUCGAUUCCAAUAAUGUAUAACUUCGAAAUGACAUGUGUUUUAAUAGUCUUUUACCGUUCUUUUAUUUUCUUCAGCAGAAAUAGCAUUGCUCAAGUCACUAUUUUGAAAGAAGAAAAACAAAAAAUGUUCUGCAUGAUGCAAAUAUUUCUUGAUACAUUUUCAGACGCAGUCCUUGGAAACUUUGGAGCGCCUCAUAGACCAGUUGAUAAGAAUUUGCUUGAGUCAGGGAUUGAGUUUCAGAAAGGCUUUUUUCAAAGUCACGUUGCCCCACAACAUGAGCGCGACCAAUAGUCUCAGAGGCGUGCAGACCCACCACUAUAAAGUUGGCUUUGGGCUGAGGCGUCUUCAUUCAUGUGCAAACUGGGAGGUGGAUCCUGCACUGCCGGUUGAUUUCACUGACACACUUACUAUUACGUUGGACAAUGCUGCGAGUCAGGUGUCUGAGAGGAGGUAGCAGAGGGGCCGAGGCUGCCCAUCUGAUCGGAGCCAUGCUUGGACGGGCGGUGACUGGAUGGGUGCAGAGGGCCUUCCAAAGCACUUCCAGUGCAGCAGCUGCACAGCCGCGUCAUGCUGCUGAACACAUUACUGAGCCCGUCCAGCAGGAGUGCCCUGUGUGCAGCUACAAUGAAUGGGACCCUCUUGAGGAGGUCAUCGUGGGUCGUGCCGAAAACGCCUGUGUGCCUCCCUUCACCGUGGAAGUGAAAGCUAACACAUAUGAUAAGUAUUGGCCCUUCUACCAGCAGUAUGGGGGCCAAUCUUUUCCUAAGGACCACUUGAAAAAAGCUAUUGUUGAGAUUGAGGAAAUGUGCAAUAUUCUGCGUCACGAGGGCGUCACUGUGAGGAGGCCCGAGCCCCUCAACUGGUCCAAGGAAUAUAAAACUCCAGACUUCACGUCAUCAGGCAUGUAUGCUGCCAUGCCCCGAGACAUCCUCUUGAUUGUGGGGAAUGAGAUCAUUGAGGCGCCGAUGGCCUGGAGGGCUCGCUUCUUCGAGUACAGAGCGUACAGACCUUUGAUCAAGGAGUACUUCAGAAACGGUGCAAAAUGGACCACUGCUCCUAAACCCACGAUGGCCGAUGAGCUGUAUGAUCAGGACUACCCAAUCCGCACAGUGGAGGACAGACACAAGCUGGCUGCCGAGGGGAAGUUUGUGACUACUGAGCACGAGCCCUGCUUCGAUGCUGCCGACUUCAUCCGAGCCGGGAGGGACCUUUUUGUUCAGAGGAGUCAGGUUACAAAUUACAUGGGAAUUGAGUGGAUGCGCCGUCAUCUGGCUCCAGACUACAACAUCCACAUAAUCUCAUUCAAGGACCCGAACCCCAUGCACAUUGAUGCCACUUUUAACAUCAUCGGGCCAGGACUGGUGCUGUCAAACCCUGAUCGCCCAUGUAUCCAGAUCGACAUGUUCAAGAAGGCUGGUUGGACUGUUGUGAAACCUCCCACCCCUCUGAUUCCUGAUGACCACCCACUGUGGAUGUCCUCCAAAUGGCUGUCCAUGAACGUCCUGAUGUUGGGUGAGGACCGUGUUAUGGUUGACGCGAACGAGAUCACAAUUCAUAAAAUGUUCGAGCGCCUCGGCAUCAAGACCAUAAAGGUGAAUAUACGCCACGCCAACUCCCUGGGUGGGGGCUUCCACUGCUGGACCACCGACGUCCGCCGCCGCGGUCCCCUGCAGUCCUACUUCCACUAGCCAUGCCAGAAAUAGGCAGUUUUUAUUGAGCUUCAAUUUGGAAUUGUGCUUCCACUCUAGUUAUUGAAUCAUUAUUGUCAGUCAGUUGUGUAUGUACACACUAAUCACAAAUCUACUCCUGGACUAAUUUCAUUUGUGUGUUUGGCUGCAGCUCAAAAUCAAAGCAGUAUACUGUUCAAAUUUGCCUGGAACAAACUAUUAAUGGGGCAAUCUCAUCAUGACAGGUGGCACCAAAGAUAUUUUCUGGAGAUGUGUCUUUCUGCCCUGAAUUAACAUGUAUGAAUUGUUUUGUCUAUGCUGUGCAUCACAGUGCCUUUGCAAACAGCUCUGUCCUGAUAUCUCUAUAGCUGUAACAUAACAUACACAUGCUCAAUAGCUACAAAUUAACAUAACUUUACUUAAUCCAGUAAUCUCAAUAUUAACUGCAUUUCUGGCCUGGCUAUUGUGAAGCUGAAUUGUUUAUGGCUCAUUCAUCUAAAAGUCAUAACUUUGAGUACAAGGUACAUUUUGGUAUGUGAAAGUCAUAAAAGAAAGAGGAGAGACGCUACCUCCUCGUGGAAAAGUCAGGCACCAAGUUUGUCCAAAGUUUCUUUUUUUUAUUGAAACAAAUGUAUAAAAGUUGUUAAGUAGGUCAUUAAACAAUAUACAUUUAUUGUCCUUGUUUUGUAAAGAUUUGUAUUGAUUUAACAGACAAAGUUCUAUUUAUAUUUGUAAUACUCAUGAUUGGAUUAUAUAUUUACUUUAACAGUUUGUAGUCCAUAUCAGAUAUUGUGUACUCUUUGCCUUUUCUCCUAUUGCAUAUCUAGGCCAGUUAUAUGCUACUCGCCAUUCUCACAAACUGAUUGGUUGCUUAUAUAUACAUAUAUAUGUGCGACGCAAAAAUGCGAAAGAGUGAAACGUGUUUAGUUGUGAAGAUGUUUUCUGAUUCUUUGCUGUAUUGAUUGUAGGAUGUUUAAGUCUUAAGAUUUAUUUUUAAACAAUUAAUUAAAGGGAGGCUUCAGCUCAACAGACGAAUGCAAGUGAUAUUUUGUAUGAUGCAACAUUAAUAAAUGUAAUCAAAAAGG
Pseudoliparis swirei is the source of this 3248-nucleotide messenger RNA. RefSeq names its product glycine amidinotransferase (L-arginine:glycine amidinotransferase) (gene gatm). The coding region runs from base 919 to 2184 and encodes 421 amino acids. NCBI's taxonomy places the organism in Eukaryota, Metazoa, Chordata, Actinopteri, Perciformes, Liparidae. The record is from RefSeq and is a predicted model, not a curated record. Gene Ontology annotation, cellular component: mitochondrion. Gene Ontology annotation, molecular function: amidinotransferase activity. The transcript is spliced from 9 exons.